CAAAGAGAAUCUUGUGUGUUUACAGGGAGGAGAAUCUGUAUAAAAUUUGUAUUGUGGUCACCAUGUUUUAUAAUGCUACUUUUUUCUCUCCUUUUCCACCCUAGAGUUUUAGAACGGAUUAUGAACUCUUAAGAUCUAGGUAGUGCUUCAUAUAUAAAUUGAUUUUUUUUUCCUUUUGAAUGUCAGUGGAAAUACAUUAGUGAAAUUCUAAAAUUAUGAGAGAAUCGAUUUAUUUUUACAAUCUGCAACCCUGCUAUGUAGACAUCAAGGACAAUUUUUAAUCUUUAUCUGUGUAUUAUUACAGUCAUGAAAAGUCAAAUUCUAACGUGUUUCUUAGGAGCUGAUUUCUUGGAAAUAACCAUGGCUUAUUGAAAAUGCAUUGACUGGACUAUAAGAAUUAAUGAAAGCAAAAUAGAAUAUGAUAGACCAGAAAACUCCUGGUUAGUAUCCUGGUUAGUAACCCUGUCUUUGAAGUGAGGGAGAAUUCAGUGCAAGCAGAGUUGUGCAACGAAGUCCCGGUCACCUAGCUCACUUUGAAAUUACUGAAUGUAAAUUCCACAUUGAGCUAAAUUUCAUGGAAAUCCUGAAUUUUCCAUUUGAAACUGUGUGUUGCUGAAAAUGCAUAAUAUUGCAAGUGAGGUCUUCAGGGUAUCACAGAGAAGCUGACUAGUUUGUUUGCCUUGGGUAUAUUUCUUUCUUUUGGGGAUGCUCUCUUAUGAAUAUUUUUAGUCUGGUCUCAGCCCUAAUAUGGUUUAUCUGCUUGAUGCUCUGUGUCAAUGUGGAAGUACCAAUUCAUACUGGUACUGGUUUUCUUUGUAUAUGGUGUACUGUUUUAGACUUCAUUUUACAGACUUGUUUUAGCAAGGCAUUUCUGAUAAAAAAACAGUCAUGCUUCUAUUCAUGAAAAGGCAUGGACCCUCAUUCAUUUCUUCCUUAAUUUUCCCACAGUGGAUUUGAUUGAUGUUUCUCUGAUUCAGCACAUCCUAUCAAGUGAACAAAGCCAGAAGGAAGAGAGGAUUUCUCUGAACAUGCAGCAAAUCUCUAGAAUGCUGAUGAAACUGUUCCAAAGGACAAGAUUAGAAAAACCAGGCCAGGUAGAUCCAAGAGCUGCUGAAUUCACAUUUAGCUUGCUGGUAGCCAUGUAUGACAGGUCUGGAACAGGGUAUAUCAAAACUAGAUCUGCUGCAGCUGCCUUAAUUUCCCUUUCAGGAGACACUCUACUGGCUAAAUACAGAGCUUUCUUCCAGUUUUAUGCUGUCCCUGAUGGGAAGGAGACCUUGAUUACCCGCAGUGCCCUGAGAAGCCUGCUAACAGACUUAAAUCAGAUCCCAGCCAUUGUGGGAGAAGGCUGCACUCUGUCUUGUGUGGAAAUUGCGAUUCAUGACUGUUUCCAUGGGGUUUUGAAUGCUGCUAUUGUUGAAGAAAAAUUCCUGUCUUGGCUGAGAUCAGAGCCUGCUGUUCUCCUGUGGCUCCCUACAUGUUACAGAUUAUCAGCCACAGAAAUGGUUUCUCACCAAGCUAAAUGCAGAGUCUGCAAUGUUUUCCCCAUUACAGGCAUCAGGUAUCGCUGUUUAAAGUGUCUCAAUUUUGACCUUUGCCAAGCCUGCUAUUUCACUGGCCGUCUCUGCAAACCACACAAGAGAUCACAUCCUGUUAUGGAACACUGUGUGCAGAUGUCAGCAAAGGCCAAUGCAAAGCACUUUCUCCGCACUAUCAGGAACAACCUGUUUCAAGAGCGCUGCAGAAGGAAAGAGGCUCAGAGAAGGACAGCUCUGGAGUCAGUGGAGGAGAGGCCCUUCCCUGCUCACAAAAAGACUUUUCCUCCUGUGGAAUUGAGUGCUUCAUCACUGCCAGGUCCUGAAAAUGUGUCUUUCCAAGUGAACAAUUGUGUCCCAGAGUCAGCCGGGUUCAUACCUGAGAACAGGACUGUAAUGCAGAAGAGUGAGAAUAACAACAAGACACCAGAGCAAGGCAAGACAACAGCUCAGGCAGUAGCUUCUUUUGAAGCAGAUGUGUUAAAAAUGCGUGAGUCCAUUAAAAGCAUUCACAGUGACAGCAGGUACAUGAAGAAGCAGUUCAACAAAUGGAAGGACAAAAUGCAAUUUCUUCAUAACUGCCAGGAAGAAAAAACCUACAAAAUAGAGGCAAAACUCCAAAGACUGAGAGUAAGCCAUGAAAACCUGCAAAUGACAAUGCAGCUCAUGAAAGAAGAAGUAAAGACCAUGUUGCAGUCAUCAGAGCAUCCUUUUGCACAGUGUCAUAAUACAAUGCCAAGAAAUCCACAUGUUCUGCUGGAAGGGAGAAUGCAGGGUGAAUUAAAUCCUGCCCAAAUAAGGCCUACUUCCAGAACAUGUGCAGAAUGGAAAUGUUUGAAUCCCCCAAACUCUGUAAAUAGAAUGCAACUUUUACAGACACCUGAGGUUCCCACUGCAGUGGAAUUUAUGUUCUCAGAUGACCCACUGGAGUCAGUGUCCCUGCGGAGUGACAAACCCUUUAUGGGACAGCGUAACAAAGCAAAAGAGAAACAAACAUAUCUGCCUAAACUGACAGAAAACUCUCUUGGUGGAAUGGGGAGUGCAGUUCUUAUUCCCACUGCAACGCAGAUACCACCUGAUGAGAGGGAAGUCAGAGAGGAAUUGGAACUGCUAAUGAUCAAACUGAAGGAUACAUUGUCUCUCCAAAUCCAACCAGCCCAGCAAAGUGCUUUGCACCAGGAGUUCUUCUCUACAGCUGAGCAUGUUUGCAGGUCCUUUUCUGACCUCAUCAACCAAGUAAUUUCACCAGCUUGUAAAUGAUGGAAACUACCAUUCACCUUACAACUUCAGUGAACUACUUAUGCUGUUGAUAUCCCAUGGUCAAGUUACUUCCUUGGAAUGAUGCUGUAUUCAUUGAUGCCAGCAACAACGAGAACUUUUUUUUCCUUAAAGAAUGACUUUAAAGACCUGAGAAAUUGAAAUUAUUCAGUACCACUUCAGAGAGAAAAAAAUAUACAGUGAGUUAUUUACUAUCACUUUUUGGUGGGAGGUGUAUAAAAAUAGUAAAAAAGUAAGUUAUUAUGCUCAAGACCACUUAUGGUUUGAGAAAAUUUUCAUAUUUUUAAGGAUUUUAGUUAUGUCACUGAAAUGAUACCAGCUUUCCAAGAAAGAAGACAGUCCGAGUUUCUACAGAAUUUUUUCUGUGAUUACAAAGAAAAUCAAUUUCAUUCAGGUGAGAACAAAAUAUUUUUGGAAGAUCUUGGAGAAAAGUUAGGUAAAUUUUAUAUUCUGAAGCUUUGUUUCAUAUAUAAUCAAACAGUGUUUAGGUUGAUGUGAUUUGAAAAGGCUAAUGAAAAGCAUAGGGCUUAAGAAAAGCUGCUUAGCAAAGAACUCCACAUUGAUUUUCCAUAUAGAUUUUCCUUGUGUUGUAUUUUUCAGAAUGAGUUAUAAUCAUCAAGAUAAAGGGACUGCCUGAUUCAUUAAAGAGGCUAGAAAUCUUAUUUUCUGUUGCUAGUACCUCAGCUAUCUUCUUGAAAGACCUUACACUGUGGUAGUAAGAUUAAUGAGCAUUCCUCAUUCUUUCUGCUAGUUUUGCUCAAAGGAGGCCUGAAUGACACAUCCUGCAAACACUCGAGAAUUUUCCAGCAAGAAAUAAUCAUAUGCUACUGGAAGCUAAUAAGUGAUUUGUCUCUAGCAAACAAAGUGGUAAAGAGAGUGAAAAUUAAAGAAAAGAAACUUAUUGAGGGAGGAGGGAGGACCCCAGAGAACAAAUAGUGAUGAGGUAAUUGGAGAGUGGAUAUACCCAUAUCAUAACAUAAACAUACUGUGAGAUAGAAGCUUAGUAGCUUUGGCAAUACGCCAGUGCCAAGAGAUGCACACAACAAUCCAAGGAACCUAAUUGUUGAUCAUCAGCUUCUGAUGAGGCUUUAAAUCUCCUUCUAGUGUGUUCCUCUGAAUUAAACUGGGAAACUUUAAACUUCAUCUGAAUUAAACUUAAUUGGAAACAGUAGCAACUGACAAAUUUCUGAAGCAAUGUUGAAGAGACCUGGAGCACAAAUUCUUACAAAGAGAUAUUACUGGACUACCAUGAAUCCUUCUUUCAUGUCAGUAUGUAAAUACUUAAAGAAUUUUUUUCCAUGCUAAGAAGCAGAUGUUUAGCUCACAGAUCCCUGUAAGAUGAAAGGGACAAAAUCACAAGGUCUUUAUUUUGUUGUUAUUCAGUUCAGCUGACAGUGAAGGAACUUCAGUCAGACAUGUUUAUGCCAUCCUUCUUCUGACACACUGGCUGAGAAACAGUAAGCCAGGAACAGUAUCUGCAAAAGCAAUCCUAGCUCACUCAAAGAUCUGCCAUGAAGUUUAUAAGGAGCAGUGGUAGAAGGCAAUAUCCUGUCUUUAAACACAAUGACAUUUUUAAAUGUUCCUGUAUAGCAGAUCUACUUUCAUCUCAUACUGAGACCCCUUGCUUUUUUUUAAUAUAGACACUUUUAUCACUUUCACUCUGUCACUUGUGGGUUUAAAUGUAGUUAGUUGCAUCCCCUUUUUUAUUUCAGAACAAUUAAUAACACAGAUUGUCUCUUUACAUCAGCAGUUUCCAAAUGUUCUCCAUAGUGUGAUCUGUCCUAGAGAUUCGUCUGUUUUGUCAGUCUUGCCUCUAUAUCCUUUCCUGCCCUUUGCGUCAGAGGCUGAAUUUUGCUACAGCCUAUUAAUUAAGAAGCUUAUUGAAGCAGAGAAGUAUUGCAAAAUUCAUUUUAAUGUUAAAAAUUAUUCAAUUAAAUAUCAUCUUGGCCCAUAGUGCUAUUUCUGUCUGAAGGAAGAAAGUUGCCAUGAGCCGUUUCCUGAGGGAUCCUUUUGUUGCAGGUAGGACCUAUAUAAAGUGGAAGUACUGGUAUCUGCCCAAAGAGCCCUGUGGAAAACAUCUCAAUAAACAGGACCUGUUCAGAUAAUAUGUCUGAUCUCACAUUUUCUAGAGCUUGGGAGCAUAUGGGAACAGGUAACAUCAGCUCUACUCCCGGGGCAUCCAGCCCUUAACACUCUUUGUCAGGUGCUGGUUGUGGUAGCCUUAGGGACUGUGAGUGAAGAUAUAUAAUAUCUAAUAUUGAUACAAAGUUGCAAAUAGGCUUUUAGAUAUAUUGUAAUCAUGUAAUUAUUUAACAACAUCAGUAGAGGAGAGAGCAGAUCUGUUGUAACAAUUUGCCUGCUACCCUCCCUCGUAGUAGUAAAGCAUUCUCAUACCCUGUGGCUGCAACUGGGGGUCUGUUGCUGACCAAUAAACCGUGUGUUCCUGUGUUUAUCCUACUUUAG
This is a messenger RNA of Parus major (Great Tit), 5276 nucleotides long. It is a transcript of the gene DYTN, whose product is annotated as dystrotelin. Gene Ontology annotation, molecular function: zinc ion binding. Gene Ontology annotation, biological process: synaptic signaling. Gene Ontology annotation, cellular component: plasma membrane. The transcript has 13 exons. The record is from RefSeq and is a predicted model, not a curated record. The coding region runs from base 1029 to 2795 and encodes 588 amino acids. Lineage: Eukaryota; Metazoa; Chordata; Aves; Passeriformes; Paridae.